This is a messenger RNA of Clunio marinus, 1570 nucleotides long. NCBI's taxonomy places the organism in Eukaryota, Metazoa, Arthropoda, Insecta, Diptera, Chironomidae. The record is from the annotation of a GenBank genome assembly.
AUGAAAACAAGCGAAGAUGAUCCGUCUGUGGAGCCAUCAAGUCUCGAAUAUAUCGAAGAUUCAUAUCUUCCGAAACAUGACAAUAUUGUGACACCGUCGCUUGACGAAAUACCUGAAUACGAUGAUCGUUUUUUGAACUGUGAUGACUUAGAUGAGCUGGCUGAUAUUUAUGAUGAAAAUGGAGCUCGUCAUUGGUCCGAAGAGGCUGACGCUUAUUUUAGAUCUUUAACGCUUGAUCAAAUCCUAACAAUUCCUGAUAACCUAAUCGAUGAUUCACCAGAAUUGCAAACAGUUGAAACCGAAUUUAGUCCUUUAAAUGAAAAUUCAUCGGAUCAAGUGCUUACGAAAUCUAAUCGCUUAAAAAGAUAUUUAUUAAAUAUUAGUAAAUUAAGAUUUCUGACGAGGAAAAAAAUGCGCGAUGUUCGAGUUACAUUUGUUGAUUUCUCCAAACCUUAUCUCGCAAAAAUCUCAAGUCGUGAUAAUUACAAGAACUUUCUUCACAUCGGACACCUUCCAGAUGGGUCUGGAAAGUUGUCAGACAAUUCACCAGCUGGUUCUGUUGGUUCUGCAUCAGAAGCUUACAAUGAACUCGCUGGUAUGAGUCUGGAAGAACAAGAACAGCAACGUGCUGAAUGGAGUCAAGAAUUAUCAAGAGUUGAAGAAGAAAUUCAAACACUUCGAACUGUGCUCGCUUCGAAAAUUCAUCACUCGACUGAACUGAAACGCAAGCUCGGCAUCACUGUUUGGAAGGAGAUAACGGAUGAUGUUUCAUCGGGCAUUAAGAAUGUCAAGGAGAGUAAUGUUUAUCAGACGGUUGAAUCAAAAGUUGAUGGCUUUAAGACUGCUGUUGUUGAAACACCGAUUUAUCACAAAACCGAAGCCGUCCUUAAAACAACUGCUGAGAAAACUUCCUCGCUUUUCAGUGGAUUUACUAAUAAAAUCAGUCAAAUGAAGAAUUCCGAAUCAUUCAAAUCAUUCGAAGGGAAAGUCGGCGGUGCUUAUGAAAGUGUUAAGACAAAAGUGUCAACUUCACGUUCUGGUUCAGUUCAGAAUUUUAAUGACAUCGCAAGCUCCACUAACACAACAGCACCAACCUCACCAAUUCAUGAAGAGAAGCCGAUCGCAUAAAUUAGAAUUGAAAGUUUUUCGUUAGAAUUUUUAUUUCUGUCACAUAUUUAAAAUAUUUUUAUCGGUUUUACGUAUCGAUAUGAAGCCUAAAACUUGCUCUGUUUGUUAUUACAUUCGUCAUUCGAAAAGAAUAAUCACCACUUAUUUAAUUAUGUAUAUCUGGAAGAAAGAUUUAAGACAUCAAACACAGAAACAUUCAAAUUGUGCCUAAUUAAGUAGAUAUUUACAAAAAUAACUUCCUUCGCUAGUUCUUUAAUAAUUUUGAUUUAAAGUUUUGAAACAGCUUGCUGAAAGUUUCUUAAAAUGGAAAAAUUACUUCCAGACCAACUUUAAUCAUUAAAGAAAUUCAAUUAACGGCUAUUGAUGUCUUCAUUUCAUUUCCAGUUUUAUUUCUCUUUAUUAUAAACUUUAAUAAAAAGGAAAUCAAUUAUAAUGCAACAAA